AUGCGAAUCAAACUGACCCGCCUUUUCAGUGUUUCCAUAUUCGCUAUCACAUGUACUCCCCUGACACAGGCUGAGGUGUCUGAGCUGAAGGAGGUCAAGCCUCGUGAGCGUUUGGAUCAUUCAAAGGUGAUCUCCAUGCUGCUGACCGACACAGGGCUGGUUCGGAGGGAACCGAAGCCGCAUCACAGAAGCAUUGUGAAAUGUGACACGACUCAGGGAGCAAUCACGAUUGAACUGGAUUCCAUGCAGUCUCCACAAGGAGCGCGGAGGUUGUUGGACUUGGUUCGUGACGGCUUCUUCUCAGACCAAGCGAUUUUCAAAGCGGUGAGAGGCUUUGUGGCACAGUUCGGCAUCAGCGACAACAGCGACAUGAACGAAAAGUGGUCGCCGACUAUUCCAGAUGAUGAGCGAACACAAGGAAGUUUCCUUCCGAAAGGCACCGUUUUCCUGGCUGCAGAUCGGCCCAACGCUAGAAGCACGCAAGUUGCUGUGGCACUGGCGGAUCUCUCGCUGACGGAGCACGGACGGAGGCCCAUCGCCCCUUGGGAGACACCGAUUGGCCGGGUCGAUUUGGCUGAUCUGCCUGUGCUUGAUCGUCUCUUCACCGGUUACGCAGAUGGUGUGGACGAGAAGGAGCUACUUCGGCAUGGGAAUUCCUACGCGCGGGAGUUUUACCCGCGUCUGGACUUUGUCAAGCACUGCAUCGUUCCGGGAGAUCCAGUAUCUGAGCUGACCAGCCUAAGGAUGCCUGAAGCCUGA
Messenger RNA from Symbiodinium sp. CCMP2456, 759 nucleotides. The record is from the annotation of a GenBank genome assembly. Lineage: Eukaryota; Dinophyceae; Suessiales; Symbiodiniaceae.